Cyprinus carpio (common carp) is the source of this 6054-nucleotide messenger RNA. RefSeq names its product GLI family zinc finger 2b. The coding region runs from base 342 to 4667 and encodes 1441 amino acids. Gene Ontology annotation, biological process: regulation of transcription by RNA polymerase II; smoothened signaling pathway. Gene Ontology annotation, cellular component: nucleus. The transcript is spliced from 15 exons. Gene Ontology annotation, molecular function: RNA polymerase II cis-regulatory region sequence-specific DNA binding; DNA-binding transcription factor activity, RNA polymerase II-specific. NCBI's taxonomy places the organism in Eukaryota, Metazoa, Chordata, Actinopteri, Cypriniformes, Cyprinidae. The record is from RefSeq and is a predicted model, not a curated record.
GAGAGAGAGCAUUGAAAACAGAUCACCGGGGGUCUCGCCGCAAACAGUCGCGCUCCCAAACUCUUCUGUUGUUUCUAUUUCCCAAACUUCUCCGAUGAUUCUGCAGAAGAAAACUUCCUUCGUUCGCUCUCAGUGAUGGACCGUAAAAGUUAGAAGAAGAAUCCGAGAGUGUCCGCUGAACUUUCGCCGAACGCUUUCCGCGCAGAUCUUCGCUCGGGUUUUUGAUGGAUGUUCGCGGGACGCGCUUCUGUUUUCUGGAGCCAGAAAGUUGAAGAAAGAGUUUGAUCGUGUUUGUGCGAGUUUGGAGGUUUGAUUCACUCUUCAGAGCUGAACACAUCAGAAUGGAGGCCAGCGUUUCCUCCGCCGCAGAGAAGAAGGACUGUAAGACGUCGGCUCUGGAUGGACACAGCUUCAGCGAGCUGCCCAAAAAACCUUCCCCAUCAUCCCUGGCCAGAGGCCCUCAUCACAUCUUCCCGACUUUCCAUUCUCCGAUCCCCAUCGACGUGCGUCACCACGAGGGGAGAUACCACUACGAGCCCCAUGCGCUCCACGCUCUGCACGGUCCUGCAGGUUUGGCGGGCAGCCCGGUGAUCUCUGACAUCUCUCUGAUCCGUCUGUCUCCGGGAGCCGCCGGCGAGUCCAGCUUCCUCCCGCCGCACUCUUACGUCUCUCCACACGUGGAGCAUUACCUUCGCUCAGCGCACAGCAGCCCCACGCUCUCCAUGAUCUCAGCAGCCAGAGGACUGAGUCCAGCCGAAGUGGCUCACGAGCAUCUGAAGGAGCGAGGUUUGUUCGGUUUGCCCCCUCCGCCUCCCGGCGCGACCCCCGCAGACUAUUACCACCUGAUGACGGGACACAGGAACCCGUACGGAGAGCUGCUGAUGCAGGGGGCCGGAGCCGCCGCUCACCUGCCCGAAUAUUUCACUCCGGUGGACGUGUCGCGGUUUCCCAGCCCUCGUCUGACACCGCGUUUGAGUCGGAAGCGAGCUCUGUCCAUCUCUCCGCUCUCAGACGCCAGCAUCGACCUGCAGACCAUGAUCCGCACCUCGCCCAACUCUCUGGUGGCCUACAUCAACAACUCUCGCUCCAGCUCGGCCGCCAGCAGCUCUUAUGGACACCUGUCCGUCGGAGGCAUCAGCCCAAUUUUUGGCCCCAACCACAGCUCACAUCGUUUGGGUUAUCGGAAUCUGUUGUUCCGGUGGAGUGUCCUCAGUGCGUUUGGACACACGCCGCCGCUCCUCCAGCCGUCUCCCAGCUUCUCCAGCAGACCCCCGCUGAGCCUCUCCUCCCUGCAGACGCCCUCCGCCAGAGACCCCCAGACCCUGAACACAAAUGGCGACUCUGCAGUCAGCAGCACGGUAAACCCCCUGAACAACAAGAGGUCAAAGGUCAAGACAGAGUUGGACGGGCCGCGACCUGUGUCUCCUUGUUCUCCGGACCAUCUGGGCGGCGCAGUGGACCUGAAGGAAGACUUGGAUGACUGCAAACAGGAGGCUGAGGUGGUGUACGAGACCAACUGCCACUGGGAGGGCUGCAGCAAAGAGUACGACACGCAGGAACAGCUGGUGCAUCACAUCAAUAACGAACACAUCCACGGGGAGAAGAAGGAGUUCGUGUGCCGCUGGGAGGAGUGUUCGCGCGAGCAGAAGCCCUUUAAAGCGCAGUACAUGCUGGUGGUUCAUAUGCGCAGACACACUGGAGAGAAACCACACAAGUGCACUUUCGAGGGCUGCUCUAAGGCAUACUCACGUCUGGAGAAUCUGAAAACACACCUACGCUCACACACCGGAGAGAAACCCUAUGUGUGUGAGCACGAGGGCUGCAACAAGGCCUUCUCCAACGCCUCGGACCGAGCCAAACACCAGAACCGCACACACUCCAACGAGAAACCCUACGUGUGUAAGAUCCCGGGCUGCACGAAGCGCUACACCGAUCCCAGCUCGCUCCGGAAACACGUCAAAACCGUCCACGGCCCCGAAGCUCACGUCACCAAGAAACAACGCGGCGACCUGCCAUCCCGACCUCAUCCGCCCAAGGAAAAUGGAGAGAACGAAGCGGGGACCAAGCUUUCAGGCCGAACGGCGGAGGAGAAGCUCGAAGCCAACAGCACGACUAGAGGAGUCGAGGACUAUCUGCAGGUCAAGUCCAUAAAAACAGAGAACUCUAUGAUGCAUCAGUCCAGCCCUGGUGGUCAGUCAUCAUGUAGCAGCGAGCCGUCACCACUUGGCAGUGCCUCCCACCAUGACGGUGGAGUAGAGCCGAUGGGACUCAGCGGGGGCAGCACGGGAGAUCUGAGCACCCUGGACGACGCGCCCCUCAUGGAUUCCACCGUCUCCACAGGGAUGUUGGGCCUCCAUCUUCGGAAGAACGCUAGCCCUGCUUACAGACUCGCGCACCUGAAGCAGGAAAGGCUGAAGUCGGUGAGGGACUCGUGCUCCUGGGCAAACCCAACUCCUCCUGCCCCCAGCACCAAGCUUCCACCCAUCAAUACUGGUUCUUUAUUGGAAGGUUCUGGUGGUCUGUGUGAUCCAGGGCUUUCCAUCUCCAGCCCACGCUUGGGCGACCUUUGUCCUGGAGAGACUACGGUUCUGAGUCAGCUGGUGGAGCGUCGUGACAGCCUAGCCAGCACCGUGAGCUCAGCUUACACCUUCAGUCGUCGUUCAUCUGGAAUCUCGCCUUGCUAUUCCAGCCGCCGGUCCAGCCAAACCUCGCAACCUGGUGGCCGUCUUAACAACAUCAGUUCGGCCGACUCCUACGACCCCAUUUCCACCGAUUUGUCUAGAAGGUCCAGUGAAGCCAGCCAAUGUGGAGGACUCCACAGUCUACUCAGUCUGACUCCUGCCCAACACUACAGACUCAAAGCCAAGUAUGCUGCUGCCACAGGAGGUGCUCCACCCACCCCUCUUCCUAAUAUGGACUGCAUGAGCCUGAGGACUCGAAUGGCCCUGUUAGGGGAUUCCCAUGAAAUAGCCAUGCUCCCUAUCCAUCCCCCUUCAGUUCCCAGAAGGAGUAGUGACACCAGCUAUGCUCACCGUAGUGUCUUGCCCCAUGAGGUGACGGGAAACAUCACUCGAAGAGCGAGCGACCCAGUUAAAAGAGUAGGAACAGAGCAGCAUUCCCUCCAGCAACGUUACUACAGCAUGUCCAAUGUGAACCCCUAUCAGUCGGUACACCCUCCUGCAUCUAGUCGACACUUUUCACAAAUCAACAGCCAGUCCGAGGUUAAUGUAAACCACCACCUAUAUCCACCCCGACCUCCUAGCAUUUCUGAGAAUGUGGUGAUGGAAACCAUGGCCAGUGACAUGGACAAUCAAAUCAAUGGUCUUGAUGAUGUAGUGAUGUUGCCUGAUGAUGUCGUUCAGUACCUUACAUCCCAAAAUGGAGAUUCUGUCCAACAUGCAGGGACCACGUACCGCCACCACCCUGGACAGAACAUCCACAGCUUUGGCUCCCCGCAGCAGUCCCAUUACCAGAGACGCCUAGCCUUGGUGGAGGGCAACAUGAAUGCAGUAACGCGACAAACUGCAGUUCCAAGCUCCCAGCAGACAUUUCCAGGUUCCCCCAGUGACACUAAAAGCCAGAUGCCGGUGCAGUGGAAUGAGGUCAGUUCAGGGACAGUGGAUUCAUCUAACGGCCAAACCAAGCAGGGAUCAGGGAGGGGAGACCUCACCGCACUCCAACAAAAACAAAACCUCGGUCCUUUUCAGAACGUCAACUCCAACCAACAAGUUGGGCUGAUGAGUCACAACCUCACUCACGCUGCCCAGCAGAGUCACGUGCAACGGAAUAGCGAGUUUAAUUCCCAGAGGAUCAACCAGAGGCAUCCGCUAUGCCCGGCUAACACAGAGCAGGCUAACUUUCUGCAUGGUUACCAUCAGGGUUCUGCUUCGAAUGACAUCAGUGUAGAUUUGCUAAGUCCGUCUGGUAAAACGCUGACAGCACAGCCUGGCAGCGUCCAGAAUAACAGGGUACGAGCUCAGCCGGUGGCUAGUCAAAGCAAUCCCACUUUUCCAAAUAGUCAGGGAAAUUAUUCCCAGAUGAACAUCAACCAGCAAGGUUAUGGCAUUCCAGCCCAGAAUCCCACGCUGAACGGAAACCACAGACUGCUACAGCCAAGGCCGCCCACAGAACCCAAACCCUACAGCCGGCAUCUCUCAGGGCCAACAACAACUGCAGCGCAGCAACUUGGUUACCCACAAUCCAACUUUAGCCCCACAUAUGACACCUCCGAAGCCAGUCCCAAAAAAUUGGCCGAUGUGGGUGUCACCCGUACAAAUACCAAUGGCAUGUUCUACACUGGGCAGAUUCACAUGUUCCAUUCCAGCAGUCUGGGAAUGGCAGAUGCAGAGAGCGCAGCCAUGGCUGCUGUGGGCUCCCCUGAAACAAAUCAGGUCUCCAGCACAGUGGAUUCAAAUGGAGCAGAGCAUCCGCAGAUCGACUUUGAUGCCAUGCUGGAUGAUGGCGAUCACUCCAGCCUCAUGUCCGGAACUUUAAGCCCCACCAUCCUCCACAGCCUAUCCCAGAAUUCCUCGCGUCUCACAACACCCAGGAACUCAGUGACAUUGCCCCCAGUACCUGUGGGAAUCGGCAACAUGGCCAUCGGAGACAUGAGCUCCAUGCUGACUGCGCUCGCAGAGGAGAGCAAGUUCCUCAAUAUGAUGUCAUAGGAAUAACAGGAAGUACAAGCACAAGAUUUAAAGAAACAGCUUUUAAGGUGUAUGACUUUGAACAUGGACAAAAUAUUGCAUAAACAUUUUUACAUGCUUUUUAAAAGUUUAUUAUGUAUAGUAUUAGUAUUAAACUUUGGUAGCAUCUUUUUGUUUUGUUCAAGAAGCCAUACUUUGCCUUAGACCAGUGUAUGUACAGCACAUAUGAACAGACAGAGAAUUUGAUAAGCGACAGUCCUGUAUUUUUAUACGACUUCUGAACUGAUGACAUGAACACAGGAACAAGUGCCUCGCUGUGCACAAGCAUAUGCAGGAAUUACAUUACUCUAGCAGUAUGGGACUGUAUCCUUUCUGUCCUCUUCAAUGGAUAUGAAGAGGUUUUGUAUAUUCUGUAAAUUAAAUGUAAUAUUAUGCUUCCUAUCCUUAUUUGUACUAGACAGGAGAGCGGUUCCAAAUAAAUAUGCAGAUAAAAUAUUAUGAAAUGUAAAACUUGACACUUGAAAGUGUAGUUGAGAAUUAGAAAUCCCUCAUUUUGCUUUGAUUUACUGAAGACCUGAAUGGAAUCACAGGAAUCACAGGCGCUCUAAAGAGACUGCGACCCUAAAGUCUGAACCAAACAGCCUGAGCAAACCGCACAACUGAUUAUCUUGGAUUGUUGAACUCAAUAUACAGAAACACAUUUAAACUAUCCUGUUGUACACAGAUUCAUUUAACAAGUCUGGAUCAUGUAGAUAUCUUUUGUACAUUUUUAAUGAAAUACAAUAUUGUUGCUUUUCUACUAGAGUGUUGUUUGCUUCUUCAUUUUAUACGCAAGACGUUCAUGAAGAAUAUUCAACUAAGAGUUUAAUGCCUUUGGUUUUAUGCAGAUCAGUUUACAUUGCAUUCAGUGAACACAUCCAUUCUUGCUUUCCCUGGGAAUCAAACCCAUAACCUUGCCAUUGUUAGCACCAUGCUUUACUGAUUGAGCUACAGGAAUUAAGUGUUAAGUCCUGAGUGUUAAUGGAUGUAGAACGUAAAUGCAAUCUGCUCUUAUCCUGUGCUGCUAAUGCAUUUCCCUUGCUUGUAUGCCACAUGUCGGUCACUUGAAGACAAGUCAGGCAGCAGUCACAUGACUUUAGAAAUUGUUUUUCUUUUCAUUUCAUUGGAGAGCAGGCUACUUUAAGAGAACUGAACACGCGUCUUGUGCAUACUGAGCAGGUUCUGGAGUAAACCACCAUGUUUUCUCAAAUGAACAGUGGCAGACUGACCUCAGAGGAGCGCCUGCCUAAACCACAUAAAACACACACUUGAAGAAGGAAACGGUCCAGGGACGAGGUCUUCAGAGUAAAAGCCUCAGGAACAAAUGGUUUUAUUCUGACAGUGAAUUCAGCCGAGGCCUCGUUUGAUC